UCGCUACCACGAUAGUAAUGUGCUUAUUGUUGAGCCACAUGUGUUUUUAGGUAACUUAUAUCUUUUUUUUAUUAUUAUUUUUAUGUUUGAGUUUGGCGAUUUUGGGCUACGCAUAAAAACGAAUUGCAAUACAGGCGGACUUUUACUUGGUCGAGAGACAAACCGGCGUUGUUUACAACAGAAAUCGCUGUUCGCUGACUAACCCGCUACAACAGCUCUGCUAAGGCUUUUCAAACAUUAAAGCGAUGAGUGGUGGAAAGGAUGAGGAGAACCUCCUGAGGAUGACAAAGGAGGACCUGCAACGCUGGAUACAGGCAGAGGUGGACAAAAACCCUCAGCUGAUGGAGAGACGAGAGCAGCUGGGGCAGGUGGAGGAGUGGGUCAAGCAGAAGGAGAGGGAGUCCACCUACACCCGUUUGUUGUACAGCAAUGCCUCCCAAUCAGUCCUUGAGUGUGAGUCGGUGAUGAAAGGUCUUUAUGGAAUGUUGGGAUUGGAGUACAAAGACGUGGAUUCGGAGGAGGAAGGAGAACAGGUCAAAGAACCACAGGAUGUCAUUCAUAUCACAGAUGAUGACGAGGAGGAUGGAGAGGAUAAUACUGGCCAGGAGGAUGAUGAUCUUGUUGUCAUUGAUCUGGGUGCUACCAAAGAAACCUUGGAACCAAUGCUUGAAAAGGUGACUGUGGCCAUGCAGAAGUCCUCCAAACUGGUUCAGGACUUAGUUCAAAUGGUGAAAAAAUCUUCAGUCGUUAACAUUGAAUCCUCAUCAGAUAUCACACCAAGACCCUCAUCAACCUUGGCGGCUGAGAUCAGCCGUUUUGAGUCUGUUACACCUACGCAUUCUUCCCCACCAAUUAACCAGACAAAACAAAGCAUGGAGCUAACAGACAACUCCUUUGCAAUAAUUAAGACGGAAUCUCUAUGGCCUUCUAAAUUGUCCUUCCCAAGUAAUUCAGGACAGUGUAAAGAUAUUAGCGUUCCUAAUUCAGAAUCCACAGCAACGAUUAAGACUGAACCUCAGUUGACAGCAUUAACCUCUCCUGAAAUUACUUCGCUUCAGAGCAGUUCAAAACAGCACGACACUAUUAAGACUGAACCUCAGUUGAUGGAAUUGACUCCUUCCGAACCAAGCAGUUCGAAACAAUACAAAAAUAUCAGCAGUCAUAAUUCACCAUCCAUAACAUCAAUUAAGACUGAAUCUCAAUUAACAGCAAUGACUCCUUUCGAACUAUCAUCAAUUCCAAUCAGUUCAGAUCAACGCAAAUCUAUUGCUAUGGAAAAUUGGUCAUCCGUCGCAAUGAUUAAGACUGAACCUCAAUUGACCGAAGUAACUCCUGAAAUGUCUUCUCUUCCAAACGAUUCUGAACAAUUUGAAACAAUUCCCAGUUGUAUUUUGGAUUCAAAGGUAAAAAUUAAGACAGAACCUCAAUUGACCUCCAAGAUGCCUUUGCUUCCAAUCAAAAUAGAACAACCCCAUACUACUGCCAGUCAUAAUACAGCAUCCAUAGCAACAAAUGAGAUUGAUCCUCAACAAGCAGAAAAGAUGCCUUCUGAAAUGUCUUCACCUCCAAAUGGUUCAGAACAACCCAAAGUUAUUGCUAUUCAGAAUUCGGAUGCCACAGCGUCCGAUAACGCUGAUCCUCAAUCGACACAGGUGACUACUUCCGAAAACUCUUUACUGCCAAGCAGUUCUAAACAUCCAAAAACUAUUGCCAGUGAUAAAUUGGCUUCUAUGGACAAGACGACAAAAAAAGCAACAAAAAGGAAGAAAUCUGCCAAAUCCUCUGCACCCUCAACAAGUGCAACGACCAGGCUGAGAUCUUCAACAGCUGCUGCAUCCAACACCAGCAGUCCCAUUUCACAAUCUGAAACCUCAAGUACACCCUCACCUGUAGAAGAUAAUGCUGAAUUAACUGACAUAGAGGAGCCUGAAAGCCCUACCAACUCAGAUGAUUCAUCUGAUCCAUCAUGGUUUCCUGAUUCACCAUCAUCCUUACGAUCAUCUACAAAUUCAUUUACCAAAAAAACAACCAGCAAAUCUGUAACUGGCUCAUCUUCAAGCUUCUUUCAACCUGCUGCUUCUAUUGAAUCUUCAGAUGCUAUACAAGUGUCCAAGGCGUCAUCCAGUGAAGUUUCGAAGGCAUCAUCCAGUGAAGUUUCCAAGGCGUCAUCCAGUGAAGUUUCCAAGGCGUCAUCCAGUGAAGUUUCCAAGGCGUCAUCCAGUGAAGUUUCCAAGGCGUCAACAAGUGAAGUUUCCAAGGCGUCAUCCAGUGAGCCCCCCAAGCCUCCAAAGAUACCUAAAGAGAUCGAACUGAAGGUCAGCACAGAGGUUUUGGGGAAGUGGAAGGAUAAGACAUGGUGUCGAGGAACGGUAGAAGAAGUCCAAACAACAGAGGAUGGCAACAUGUAUAUGGUGGAGUUUAAGGAUGGCAAAAAAAGCAUGCUGCCUGCUCACCAAGUGGCCUGUCUGAAAUCUCCCUUGCUCAAGGAUCUGUAUAUUGGCUGUCGUGUUGUGGCCAGCUGCCGAGAUAAUGAAGGGAAGACCUGUUUUUUUGGGGCAGUGCUUGCUGAACUUCCUGAUCGCAAGAAUCGUAUGAGGUUCAUGGUGUUUUUUGAUGAUGGCCAAGUUAUUUAUCUCGCACUGCCAGACCUUCAUUUUGUCUGCAAACAAAUGAAAAAGGUAUGGAAGGACAUUGAGGAUGAGACAGUUCAGUUGGAGGUAAAGGAGUAUCUCUGUUUUUAUCCCAAUCCCAUUGCUGUUGUGCUUCGCGCGGGGCAGGAAACUAAGGCGGAGCGGAAUGGCACGUUUGAGACCUGUACGGUGCUCCAAUUGGAUGGAAGUCUGAUCCAGAUCUGCUUUAAGAGGGACAAGCAAAAACAAUGGGUGUAUAAAGGCUCAGAAAAGUUGGAGCACAUUGUUAAUAUCAAGAAGCGUCUUGCUCAACAUAAAACACAACCCGCUAAACCAGUAAGUGCUGUGCCUCAGCAAAAUACAAUUUCCCCCUCGACAACUGCUACCUCAACAACUGUCUCUCCCACACAAGCAAACCAUCAAGCUGAAACCAAAGUCACCAAAACACCAUCUAUUACUGCUCAAAAUCCCACAUCAGAUGUAAACGUGACCCAACAAGCUGAUGCCAUAGUCACCAAUACACCAUCUAUUAACCCUCAAAAUCCCACGUCAGCUGACACUCCCACAAGUGUGACCAGACAAGCUGAUGCUACAGUCACCAAAACACUGUCUGUUAACCCUCAAAAUCUCACCUCGGCUAUUUUACAACCUAAAAUCAUUCUACAGAAGUUGGUAAUGCCCUCAUCCAGGGUAGCAAAGGCUAAUAUGCAAACAGCAGAGUCUUUUAGAAGUUCAAAACGACCAGCCCCUAAUGAGAAAGAGGAGCAUUUUUCAGAGAAAGACCACUCCAAGUCUGCAUACAUAUAUCAUCGCUGUUGUCCAGCAUGUCUGGAUGGGGUGAGACCGUCUCUGGUUGACAUGCAUCAUGGUCAGAACCCACUUCUUAUUCCUUUGCUUUUUAAGUUUCGUCGAAUGACAGCUCGGAGGCGCCUCGAUGGAAAGGUUUAUUUUCACAUUUUCUAUCGUUCUCCGUGUGGGCGGAGCCUAUGUGACAUGGUGGAAGUGCAAGAAUACCUGUUUGAAACGCGCUGUGACUUCCUCUUCCUGGAGAUGUUCUGUAUGGACCCGUUUGUCCUUGUGAAUCGCGCCCGACCCCCUUCCAUUUCAACCAGCCAGCCUCACCUUUACCUGCCGGACAUAACAAUGGGCUGGGAGGUGCUGCCAGUGCCCUGUAUUAAUGAGGUGGACAAUACACCUGCUCCUAAUGUCAAGUACACCAAAGAAAGAGUUCCAGCUCCAGGUGUCUCCAUCAACACAAGUCUAGACUUCUUGACUGGCUGUGACUGUACUGAUGGCUGUCGGGACAGGUCGAAGUGUUCAUGCCACCAAAUGACCAUUGAUGCCACAUCAUUAUGCAAUGAUGGUCCUGUAGAUGUUACUGCUGGAUACACUCAUAAGAGACUGCAAACAGGCUUGCCGACAGGGGUGUAUGAGUGUAACCCUCUGUGCCGCUGUGACCCGAGAAUGUGCAGCAACAGGCUGGUUCAGCACGGUUUACAGCUGCGACUGGAGCUCUUCAUGACGCAGCACAAGGGAUGGGGCAUCCGCUGCAAAGAUGACGUGGCCAAAGGAACAUUUGUGUGCGUUUUCACUGGUAAAGUAGUGAAUGAAGACAAAGUGAAUGAAGAUGACUCUGUGUCUGGAAAUGACUAUUUGGCCAACCUUGACUUCAUUGAGGGGGUGGAGAAGCUGAAAGAGGGUUAUGAGAGUGAGGCGUACUGCUCAGACACAGAGGGAGAAAGCAAGAAGUCCAUAAAAAUGAAAACGGGGCCAUUAUGGAAAAAUACCCUCUACAAUGAAGACUCCAGCAGUGGUGAAGAAAAAUAUGAACCUAUGCAGGUGGAAACUGAGCAUGAGGAGAUGGAUGUCUGUGAUGAGUACAACACUGUGCUCAACACAGUGCAAACACUGUCCACUGAGCCUGAUGAAAUAUCUGAAGAUACACAGAAGAAUUUGACUGUCUUAGCCAAUCAAAAAAAAGAAGGCCAAAAGACCUCAGCUCCGAGACGCUGCUUUGCCAAGAAGUCGUGCCAGAGAAGAGUAAAACCACUAGAAACAUCUAAAACACUGAGCGAGACAACGAGGACAAUACAACCUGCCAGCAACACCCGCAGGCUGUUCAACAGAGAGGAGGCGUGUUACAUCAUUGAUGCGAGACAGGAGGGCAACCUCGGGCGCUACAUCAAUCAUAGUUGCAGUCCCAAUUUAUUUGUCCAGAAUGUCUUCAUCGACACACACGACCUCCGUUUUCCCUGGGUUGCUUUUUUUGCUAGCAAGCGCAUAAAAGCUGGUACAGAGUUGACAUGGGAUUACAACUAUGAAGUGGGCAGUGUGGAUGGGAAGGUUCUGCUGUGCUGCUGUGGCUCAUCGCGCUGCACGGGCAGGCUGCUCUGAUGUUGCUCUUUCAACUUAAGAUGGAACACAAUGUCUCUGUGUCAUUUAUCUAGUUAAAACCUGUGGCACUGUUUUGGAAGAGCAUUACAUUUAAAGACUAAUUCCAAAUGAAAUGUAUAAUGCAAUGUACGGUUUGAAUUAUUAUUUUGCCUUGUUGUUGUUAUUUGUUAUGUUUAGUAAAUUUUAUGUUUUUUUUUUAACAUCUGCAAGAAAUGUGAAGAUUUGUAUAUUAUUUGUAAAUAAAAUAUUAA
Xyrauchen texanus (razorback sucker) is the source of this 5275-nucleotide messenger RNA. Its product is annotated as histone-lysine N-methyltransferase SETDB1-A-like. The transcript is spliced from 21 exons. Gene Ontology annotation, biological process: heterochromatin organization; negative regulation of gene expression. Gene Ontology annotation, molecular function: protein binding; DNA binding; histone H3K9 methyltransferase activity. Bases 246 to 5024 code for a protein of 1592 amino acids. The record is from RefSeq and is a predicted model, not a curated record. Gene Ontology annotation, cellular component: nucleus. Lineage: Eukaryota; Metazoa; Chordata; Actinopteri; Cypriniformes; Catostomidae.